Molecule: messenger RNA, 858 nt
Organism: Akanthomyces muscarius
Lineage: Eukaryota; Fungi; Ascomycota; Sordariomycetes; Hypocreales; Cordycipitaceae
Exons: 2
Coding region: 1-858 (285 amino acids)
Biological process (GO): regulation of peroxisome size; peroxisome fission
Cellular component (GO): peroxisomal membrane
Source: RefSeq, a predicted model, not a curated record
AUGGCCAGAACUGUUGAGACGUUCAUCGCCCUUGGGGCGGAUAUAUUCGCUCUUGAGCGCUUGAUGCGCCUCCUCCAGGCCGUUGGCAUGAUCUUCACCUCCUACACUGGCCUCAUCGCGCUCGCCCAGCCCUCGCGCAGCGCCGCCCAGCACCUCGCCGCGCGGCUGACGCUCGUCUCGCUGCAGGACUGGCUCAACGUGACGCGCCGGAGCAUGCGCACCUUUUGGUUCCUGCGCGCCUUUCAGGGCAGCUACGCGCAGUACACCGCCACUACCGCAGGCCCGAGAGGCAUCGAGGAUCUGCUCGACGUGGUGGCCGGCUCGCUGCUCGGCGUCUUUGGCCUGCUCGAGACGGCGACCCUGCCGGACAUGCUACGCAUCCCCGGCCUCGCAGUCUUUGGCCCGGACGAGACGCGGCGGCUCAACGUGCAGGCGCAGAUGUGCUGGUUCGCGGCGCUGCUGGCCAUGGUGCUGAGCAGCGGCGUCAAGAUCCUCCGUCUCUUGGCGGAGCGCGCCGUGCCGGCCAGUGCCGAUUUUGGCGCCGAGGCGGAGGAUGAGAAGAGCGGCGGCGGCGGCGGCGGCGGCGGGAGUGAGAAAGAUGGAUUGGUGAAGAGGGAGAAGAAGCGUCAGGCGGAGAGGAAGAGGAAGCAGGACAAGGAGGAGGCGGCGAGAAAGACAAAUGCGCAAAUCGCGGCGCUGACGCUCAAAAUGGUCAAUGAUGCGCUGGACAUGGUCAUCCCGGCGAAUAUCUGCGGAUGGUCCAGCUUUCACCCGGGCCAGGUCGGCGUUGCCAUGGCGGUCACGUCUCUGAUUACGCUCAAGGGCCACUGGGAGCGUUGUGGUAGAGCUCUGGCAUAG